Messenger RNA from Drosophila subpulchrella, 581 nucleotides. RefSeq lists its product as uncharacterized. The transcript has 3 exons. The record is from RefSeq and is a predicted model, not a curated record. Bases 189 to 581 code for a protein of 130 amino acids. NCBI's taxonomy places the organism in Eukaryota, Metazoa, Arthropoda, Insecta, Diptera, Drosophilidae.
AAUCGGGAUAGGCCUGGCGAAGAUUCAUCGAACGAGAAGGACGCUUAAGAAUCUUUGAUUAGCGAUGAAAUGAUGAAGAAAAUUCUUUCGAAUGGCGUGCCCGACAUCUUUCGUCUGCCGGGUGCCGUUUUGAACUUUGGAACCCAGGGGAACUCUGAACCCAUGCGCAUUAGAUUCGACGAGCAGCUAUGCCACCCCCAAGUUUAUCAAGGGUUUUCAAGGGCCGACGAUCAAGACCCCCCUCCCCUUACAUGGUGAAACAGCACAUUAGUAUAAACUUUGUGGAUUUGUAUAAUCCCGAUCUGCCGUCGUCAUCGGAGAUUUUGAAGAAUCCGUCGGAAGCGGAGUGGCCUCUGAGUUGUAUGGCAGGUCAGCUGAAGUCAAAACCUCCACCCUCAAAAACAAUGGAAUGCCUGAUGUUCGAGGCAUCUUCCUCGAAAGCAGUUGAAACCCAAGAAAAUAGUGCUGUGGAGGGGCUUUUCGACUGGGAUCGGGAGAUCAUCUUUGCAAAUUCGGCGCAGGAGGUUAUCAUUAUACCACUUGCUGUGGACAGCCCUACGUACUCCUCAAUACCGCUGUAA